Fulvia fulva is the source of this 468-nucleotide messenger RNA. RefSeq lists its product as uncharacterized. The transcript has 2 exons. Bases 1 to 468 code for a protein of 155 amino acids. NCBI's taxonomy places the organism in Eukaryota, Fungi, Ascomycota, Dothideomycetes, Mycosphaerellales, Mycosphaerellaceae. The record is from RefSeq and is a predicted model, not a curated record.
AUGGGCGAACACCUUGGCAGCUGGGACGACGAUGAAGUGGGCGACGAGGUCGUGGCUCGGCCGCCUAACAGUUUUGACGAGAGUUUUCAACCAAGUCGUGGAUCUCUCAAUGCUCGGUCUACUACCAACAAGCGCAAAGGCCGAGAAAGCGAAGGUGAGCAUGACGAGAAACCCGAGAAGGAGCGUUGCGUACGUCGCGAUGGCACCGAAGAUACCGCAAAAGACAAGGAGCAUACGGACACCACUGUUGGUCGAGACGUUGACUACGAAGCUGGCACAGAUGUCAGUGGAACGGUCUUGUCGAAUCCUGGUACUCUUCUCACGCCUUUUCGAGGCCCACAGCAUCGCAUAGAGUCCACUCUCUCCAUUGGUACUCCGUCCGAGCUCACGCAGGUGCAUCCCGAAAGAGUGGACAAAGGCAGGGUGUCAACAGUCGUGCCUCAGCCCGGUGGAUAUCCAAGACAGUGA